Molecule: messenger RNA, 1999 nt
Organism: Stegastes partitus (bicolor damselfish)
Lineage: Eukaryota; Metazoa; Chordata; Actinopteri; Pomacentridae
Gene: tmc4
Product: transmembrane channel-like 4
Exons: 10
Coding region: 304-1737 (477 amino acids)
Cellular component (GO): plasma membrane
Molecular function (GO): mechanosensitive monoatomic ion channel activity
Source: RefSeq, a predicted model, not a curated record
GAGAUGUUUAUUAUCAAUUUGAAUUAUUUCUGUGCAUUUUUACGUCUUUGCUAAAAGUCUAAAAUGAUUCUUCAGAGUCUUUUUUUUCCUCCACAUCAGUCCAACACUUCUGCAUUUUCAAGGGAUUUACAUAGUUUUGGGCAGCAAAAGGUAAAAAAAAUUACACAGUUAAAUAGUUUGAAGUUUCUAAUGAUCAUCUCUAAAGUUGUUCUACUGGGUUCUGUAGAAAGAAGAAACCUGCUGCUCCAAUAGAAAUCUGCUACACAUCCAACAUUGACAUGAACAGUGUAGUAUUUAACUGUGAUGCUGUUCGUGUGGAUUCUUCUUCUCGUCGUUUUAUUUUCUGUCCUCUCAGGUCGCGGUUACCCCGGCAACCAGCAGUCGCUCAGGUCCCGACAGGUGUCAUCACGAGCGUCCAAUCACAACUAUCCUCGCUUCAGCCGGGACUCGAGUCCUGCGCAGGAGGACCAAGUGGACGGCAGCGAAAAGCCGCAAGAUAUCCGGGCCAUGGCUCUGCCGAUGGGCCUGAGGAGAGCUGUUCGGUACGAAGCCGGUUCUGUGGAUCUGGAGGAGGAGCGGAUCAAGCAGCAGGCAGCAGCUCUGACACUUUCACAGCGAGCACUUUUAUACUCCCUGCGUGUCUGUAUGUGGUUCGUGGCUCUGGGGCUCAUUGCAGCAGCUUUCUACGGCAUCUUUGUGGCCACGAACUUCAGCCAGGAACGAAGCGGACAAGCAGGAAUCCUGGGUUUGAUCUUUGAGUAUCUGCCGUCUAUCGUCAUCACGGCUGGAAACUUCGUGGUUCCUCUGCUGUGCGACCAGAUCGCUUUAGUGGAGCGAUACUCUCCCAGCACCACCAUCAUCCUGGCUCUGCUCAGAGCCGUGUUCCUGCGUCUGGUCAGCCUGGGCGUCCUGCUCCUCACCCUGUGGACUCAGAUCACCUGUGACGGAAACAUGACCAGUGGAGACUGUGAGCUGUGUCACUACAACUACAAAAUCUACCCGUGCUGGGAGACCCGUGUAGGUCAGGAGAUGUACAAGCUGACGCUGUUCGACUUCCUCAUCAACAUCGCCACGCUGGUUCUGGCUGAGUUCCCCCGAAGGAUGCUGGUGGAUAACUGGUCCAGUAGGCUGACGCAGUGGUUCGGUCGGCAGGAGUUUGUGGUUCCCUCCAACGUUCUGGGGCUGGUUUACGGUCAGACUGUGGUCUGGACCGGAGCUCUGUUCUGUCCUCUGCUGCCGCUCAUCAACACCAUCAAGUUCGUCUGCCUCUUCUACUGCAAGAAGAUCACACUCUUCCAGAACUGUCGACCAGCCGUGAAGACGUUCCGGUCCACCACCUCCAACUUCUUCUUCCUGUUCGUGCUGCUGCUGGGCCUCGGCCUCGCCACGCUGGUCAUGAUCUACAGCCUGGCUGUGAUCCAUCCCUCUUUGGCUUGCGGUCCUUUCCGAUUCCUCCCCAACAUGUGGUCGACUGUUCCGACUUCUUUCUACAACCUGCCUGACGUCGCUCAGGAGUUUCUCUUCUUCGUCGGCUCGCAGGCUUUCAGCAUCCCUCUGUUCACUCUGUCAUGUGUGGUGCUGUGCUACGUCAUCGCCUUAGCGUCUGUCUACGGCAAAACUGUUGCACUGCUCAGAACUCAGCUUAAACUGGAGGGCCGAGACAAGCAGUUUCUGGUCAAACAGUACGAGAAGCUGCGACGACAACUCCAGAUAGCAGAAGACAGCGCAGGACUCUGAACACGACAUCAGGACCACGUUCACGUCACACAACCGUCUCUAUGAUCUGAACAACAUGACGAGCCGGCUGGAAGGACUCAGUCUGCUUUAAUGCACCACAGAUGUUCAUCAGCUCUUUAGAAACACUUAAAAAAUUGAAAUUAAAACCUGCUUAUUAUCAACCUACCUAAGAUAUUGGGUUAAAUUCUACACAUUUCAUGCAUCUUCAAUGCAUCUGCAAGCUCAUUCCUUUGGUCUGUCCAUGAAAAAAAGAUUUGUACAG